Molecule: messenger RNA, 4278 nt
Organism: Erpetoichthys calabaricus (reedfish)
Lineage: Eukaryota; Metazoa; Chordata; Cladistia; Polypteriformes; Polypteridae
Gene: ankrd13a
Product: ankyrin repeat domain 13A
Exons: 15
Coding region: 200-1975 (591 amino acids)
Cellular component (GO): cytoplasm
Molecular function (GO): protein binding
Source: RefSeq, a predicted model, not a curated record
CUUCCUUAUUAAAAAAGUUUGUCAGGAAAGUUUAGUUGCCUUUAGUUUUACUUUUGUUAAUUGGCUAGAAAUAGAUUACUUAAGAAAAUGGCAAGUGAAGCAAAGUAAGUUUAAAUACAAUGUUUUUAUGACUCAAAAUAGAAUAGUAGCUUAACGCCUGCUUCCGGCAACAGCGCUAAUACUACCGAGUUCCAAAAGGAUGAGCUGCGCAGCUGGGGAUUACAAGGUUCAGUUUCCACUUCACGCUGCAGUUUGGGAAAAUGACUACAAGCAACUGGAAAAUAAACUUCCACAGCAUAACAUUGAGGAGGUUGACCCCAGAGGCCGGACACCAUUGCACCUCGCAGUGUCCCUGGGCCACCUAGAAUCUGCCAGAGUUCUUCUAAGGCACAAUGCAGAGGUCACCAAAGAAAAUGCAAAAGGUUGGACGGUACUCCAGGAAGCCGUGAGCACAGGGGAUCCACAGAUGGUGCAGCUAGUUCUUCAGAAACGAGACUACCUCAAAGCUUCCAAUGCUCUCCAGGGGGUACCAGAGCUGCUUGCCAAGAUUCGGGAGUCUUCAGAUUUCUACAUGGAAAUGAAGUGGGAGUUUACCAGCUGGAUACCCCUGGUUUCUCGAAUGUGUCCCAGUGAUGUGUGCCGGAUAUGGAAAAGUGGGGCAAACCUGCGUGUGGAUGCUACCUUGCUUGGAUUUGAAAAUAUGACCUGGAUACGGGGUCGACGCAGCUACAUCUUUAGAGGGGAAGGUAACUUUGCAGAGCUGAUGGAGAUAAAUCAUGAUGAAGAGGUAGUGGAUAUCGAACGCUUUGAUAUUUCUAGAGAAAUGGAGGAAGUCACAUUAGACUCCAUGCAGCCUGCUGAACAGGAAGUUGCAAAGCGUUUGACCUCACCCAGCAUUAACACUUACCUGGACACACGUCACAUCGCCUUUGAGAGAAACAAAUCUGGAAUCUGGGGCUGGAGAAGUGACAAAACCGAAGUCAUCAAUGGAUUUGAAGCCAAGGUUUUCACUGUGAACAAUGUCAAUGUGGUGAUUAGAACAAGGACAGAGCAUUUAACUGAGGAAGAGAAGGCCAGAUACAGAGAUGAGAGAAACAUUCUGGAGUCUCUCCUUGGAACAGUGGAACAGUACUGUGGAGCCCAAGGGGACCACACCUUGGAGUUUGCUUCUACCAAUAAUCCAACUGCUAUUACUCCUGAGGAGUACUUUAACCCUGACUUUGACCUCCAUGAUAGGGAUAUUGGAAGACCAAUUGAACUAACCAUCAGAACCCAAAAAUUUAAAGCAACAUUGUGGAUGAGUGAAGAGCAUCCUCUCUCCCUGGUGGAGCAGGUGACUCCUAUUAUUAACCUAAUGGCCAGGACUAGUGCACAUUUUGCCAGACUGCGGGACUUUAUCACCCUGAAAUUCCCUCCUGGAUUUCCUGUUAAAAUAGAGAUCCCACUGUUUCAUGUUCUGAAUGCACGCAUCACAUUUGGUAAUGUGAACUUGUGCAGUACUGAAGAUGUGGUAGAUCUCACUUCAAACAAGACACCUUCUCAGGAUGAGGAAGACAAUACAGCCUCUUCUAAAUCUCCAUUCAUUGUGUGCCCCUCUGUGUUCGAUGUGCCAACAAGGUACAUCCGCCGAGGCGGGGGCCGUGCAAUGCCUGUCACAAAUCAUGACGAGGAAUUGUUGCAGUUUGCCAUUCAACAGAGUCUACUAGAAUCAAAAUGUACAAAUGAGAUAACGUCCUGGGACGGAAUCAGUGGAGUUUUCCCUGAGGCCAUGUUUGAAAGCCAGUACAGUAGAACUGCCCAGGAAAGCCUGUUGAUGAACAUGCCCAUCAGUACCUGCCGAGGGGACACUCCAGAUUCAGACCUUACACUUGCCAUGGAAUUAUCUGCACGCAUCCAGGAGGAAGAGGAGAGGCAAAGGAAGGAAGAGGAGGAGGAACUGGAGCGGAUCUUGCAGUUGUCACUGAUUGACAAAUAGAGGGAAAAAGUAAAAGCACCAACAUCACUCCUGCUGCUUGCAGAGCAGCUUAUUUCAGCCAGUACUAGUGCCUGUCAUGUCACAAAGAAGACCUGGAGGUCUCUGAUCUCAGGAAUCAAGAACUAUUUAACCGCAUACUUUUAUAAAAGCAAAUGACUGGAAAAAAAGACAACAUUUAUGACUAUGUAAAGAAUCAGCUUUUAAACUGUGAAGUACCACCUUCCCUGAGCCUUUGUAUGAUGUACACUUUUAAAAUUUUAAAAGGAAGAGCACCAGCAACUGCCACUAGGCUUUAGUCUAACACAUAGCUUUCAGUAACUUUUCAUGUUAGGAACACAGCCAUGACUAACAUGGUAAAUGAACUACAUAUUGUGCAAUGAGAGCUAGUACUAAAGUCCGUGGCACAUGAAGGUGAAGGUGAAGUUGAACAUAAAUGGCCACCAGGUUGGAUUUAACAAAAAAAAAAAAAAGAAAUAGACAACAGAUGUGUUUAAGUUGGAAAGGAAAUGAAUAAGGAGCAAUUUCCUCCAGCCUCACAAGCAAACAGUAGUAGCUGUAAACCUAGACAGGAACUGGAAGUUAUUGAGAUCUAAAAAGACCAAUAAGAGACAUAACAACUACAGCCACACAGCUACAGAACGUAUUAUAAUAAACAGACUCUCCAGGACUCCAAUCAUAACACAGCUUUAGAAAAUAGCAUAAUCCUAGGAACAUCCCUAAACCAUGAAGAAAGCAACAGACACAAAGAGGCAAAUGGGCAGGAGGAGAAUCCACACAGCUGAGAGAGUGUUACAAAAAUGAUUCCCCCAUCCACCAACCCUUCAAUACCUAGAGAAAUGAAAUCUCCACAAAAUGGCAAGAGAAAGCCAGCAUGCACAUUUGGUAGAAAAGAGAUAAGUUAACCGAAAGAACUGCUUAGUCAAAAAGCCAGUAAAACAUAAAAUUGCAGAAAUAUGUCCCAUUUAUGCAGGAGGUAAUAAGCACAAUGACUCCACUUGGAUAAUAAAAAAAAAUAUAGGCAUUAGGUGGAUGCCAGUAAUGUUGUUGGUUCAUGAAGAUGUAUUCUGCUAAAUCAAGAGCAAUAAUAGAGCACUGUGGGGGGAAAAAAGUGAAAACCAAGGCAGAAUGGAUAGAGUACUGUAUUCCUAUGUGGAGAGCCACUCUCCUCCUGGUAGUAGGCAAUAUAUUUCCAGCAUCCAGCCCAUAAGAGAGGGGCUCAAAUGGAUACUAGCAUACAAUUCUUUUUAUUGCGUCCUGAUGUUAAGUAUUCCAUCAAACCAUAAUCUAAAAAACAGGACAGCACUAAGCCACGCUCUCAUUGACAAGCCACAUCUACUGAACUAAUUUGACUAGUGCAGGCAAAUGUGAGUUUUCUAUACAUGGCAGCUUUAACUGUAGAAUACCAAAGACUGAAGGAACAGUUUCCAUGGAGUUUUAUAUUCUUUAUGUUUAUUGUAUAAGUAAUAGCACCUUUGUUGUGCCACUUUCAAAAGCUGCUUGAUGCUGCCAAAUUUUAUUGACUACCACUUAGGGAUGAGUUCAAAUAAUUGAUAAUUGGUAACAUGAUUUGAAUUUCAGUUAAUUUUAAUGUAUUCAUAUUAAGCACACUUCCACUGGUGAGCCUGCAGCGCUGUAUAAUGCUUACUCAGCAGCUAUGGGGAAAAAAAAAAAUGCAUUUUAAGCAGAGCACAAUGUUGAAAUGGAGUUAUCAUGCAAUAUAUUUUAUUUAUAUAAAUAUAUACAGUAUGUAGAAAAAAACUAUAUAUAUAUAUAUAUAUAUAUAUAUAUAUAUAUAUAUAUAUAUAUAUAUAUAUAUAUAUAUACACACUGUAUAUAUGAGUUUUUUUUCUCACUGAAAUAAAAAUAAAAAAUCAAAAACAUUGGUUGCAGACAGUGUCUGAUAUGUGCUCCAUUAGUACAUGCACACCCAACUCUACUAAUUGGCUGCACAUGAAUUGAAACUUAAAGGAAGAACGCGUAUGAUUUACCAGUUGUGGACAGGCUACACCACUCAUCUAAAAACUAAUGUAGAGCUCAUCCCUACUACCGGCCUGGCAUGCAGGCCACAUUUAUUUUACUAUUUUUUUAGUUUAGUUUUUUUUUUUUUUGUACUGAUGAGUUUUUUUGCAGAUUACUAAUAUUCUGCUUUCCUACAGUAUUUCAGUUAUCAAGGGUGACCCAACUUUGUUGUCAAUCGCUUGUGUGAUGCAUUUUACUAUUUUGGAAACAGCAGGCCUGUUUGUUUUUUUGAUGCUUCCCUCAUGUGUGAUUAGCUGUGUUCUUUAAUAAAAUGAAUUUAAUAA